GAGUUAUGAGAAUUUUCGAAACUCGUACAAAUGUGCUUUUGCCCCUAACCCAAAAACAAUUAGAGAAUUGUAUUCAAAAGGUUAUGAGAAAGUUUUGGAAAGAAAAAUUUCUUAUAGAAUGUUUUGGGUUGAUAAUAUGUAUGUCAACAGUCAACUCAUACUUUUUCAACCGAAUUUCGGAUUGAACGGUUUUCUUUGACCAGUUGACCAGAAUCUUUCUUCAGACGUACUGUGGCUGCAAGCGCGGAAGACCAAUGGACGAAAACAAACAAAAUUCUCUCACGGCAAGGGGUGCAUGGUUUGAUCUCAUAAAGAUUCAAACCAACCAAGAAGCUUUAUUGUCAAUUGAAGCAUUUGGACUAUGACGUGCUUCGCCGCUCUUCUUUAUCAACUUUUGAGUUUUUUCACGAUUGUAAAGUCGCAAUGUCAGGAGGAGUUUUCCCGGGAUGCUGUCUUCACAGCGACUGAAGAUGAAUACCUUAACUUCUCUGCCAUCAAGACCGUAACCGCCCAUCGUCCUUUUGACUGUAACCUUCACUGCCUGGUCGAACCCGACUGUCAAUCAACCAAUUACCAUCCACCAACACGCAUGUGCGAGCUGUGUGACCACACCUUCACCUCGAGGCCUGCUUGUAAAGUCAAUAAACCAGGUUACAUCCACUUCGACUCUAACAAGGGAUCGAUCUCUCACGACCCUUUCAGGAAUGUCAGGUGCAAGAACGGUGGGACGUGUCACAGCGCAUGCGCAAAGAACUCCGAAUGGCAGUGCGCUUGUCAGCCCAAUACUACCGGCAUGCUAUGCGAGCAGUUUGCAGGAAACACUCCAACAUCGUGCAAGGAAGUGUAUUCCAAAGGCAUUGGAAAAAAUACCGCAUAUAUAUUGAGUUUGGAGAACAAAAGCAUAGAAAUCUACUGUCAUCUGACAGUGAUUGACGGCUGUGGUGAUGGGGGAUGGACGCUGGCUAUGAAAGUCAACGGCUCAAAGGAUACUUUUAUCUAUGGGUCUUCACUCUGGACCGACAAAUCUGCCUACAACCCAUCGGCCGGUCUGACGGAUUUUGAUAACCAAGAGACCAAGCUCCCCAGCUACUGGGCCGUGCCGUUCACCAAGAUCUGCAUCGGGCUCAAAGUCGGGGACACCCUUAAGUCUAUGACGAUCCCCUACACGGCUACGCACUCUAUGACGUCAUUGCUGACGGCACCUACAGAGGGACCUCGAACGGGAAGACCGCUUGGAGGGCACUGAUCCCUGGUUCGUCUAUGCAGACAUAUUGUAACAGAGAAGGUUUUAAUACUGUAGGAUGGGUACGCUUGGGGAUUGUAAGCAACAAUGAGAUUUCGUGUAGUGCAGUUGACAGCAUGGUUGGUAUCGGUGGAAUCACUAUGUUCGCUUCCGCGGGAAAUAAGUGUGCAUGGUUUUGUGACAAUGGCGACACUAAAAUCCCAGCCAUUGGGUACCUUUACCUUAACUAAGAACAACACGUGACUGUUGGAACAAGUCUACAUUGGUAGAGAACUAAUACCUUGCAUACCAACAUCAAAAGCUCUGUACUAGAAAUUGCAAGAUGCUCCAAUCUAAAAGUUUUAAAAGUAAGGUCUUAUCUGUCCCGGAAGAGGGCCUUUUUACUCGCCAAACAAGCUACCUAUCUAUCCAAGAGAGAAUUUUAUUUCAGCUUAUGCAAACUCUAGAAGCACAGCGAACUCCUGCAAGAUGGGGACACAGCUCUCAUGAAAGGAACUCUAAAAGUACAUGCAUUUCAAGCGAGUUUGUGUAGUCAGCCAUGCGACACUCGAAGCAACCCUAUUUUCUCCAAGAUUAUCACUUUUCUAGUAGCAACAUCGCUUAGUACAAUACAUUGCUUCUUAUACUACUUUUAAUAGAAGCAUUUUCUGUUUUGCUGUUUGAUAGCAUUAAAUGUAUGCUACAUUAGCAUAAUUUAGCAUAAGUUAAAAUCGAGGAUGACCGCUGGCGCCUGGGCCUCCAUUCAAGCCGUGGCACGUUUGCACUCUCUCUUGAAUCCCUGCAAAUUCAUGACUCAGCACGGGAUUCGGGGAUAUUUUGCCCCUCCCACCACUCCCUUAUGUGGAGCGUAUCUAUUGGGUAAGUAUAUUCGGGGGUGGGGAGCUGUGACCCGGAGGCCCGGCUCCUCGGGUGCGCUUGGUUAGGAGGUCACCACUAUACGAUACCUGACCCCAAACUUAUCAGACGAUGAGUUUAACACGAUUUUAGGUUAUUAUAAAGUCGAAUUAUUCGACGACAAUACUCAGUGUCAAUUAUUUGUUGAUUGUUUAUUCUUAUUUAUUGGAUAAGAUUAGUUGUUUGAAUACACAUGUAUAUAAUGAUGCUGAAGUCACAGUAAAGAUUACUAGUUAUUUGCUA
This is a messenger RNA of Nematostella vectensis (starlet sea anemone), 2380 nucleotides long. RefSeq lists its product as uncharacterized. Bases 362 to 1246 code for a protein of 294 amino acids. The record is from RefSeq and is a predicted model, not a curated record. The transcript has 6 exons. NCBI's taxonomy places the organism in Eukaryota, Metazoa, Cnidaria, Anthozoa, Actiniaria, Edwardsiidae.